This is a messenger RNA of Symbiodinium natans, 687 nucleotides long. Lineage: Eukaryota; Dinophyceae; Suessiales; Symbiodiniaceae. The record is from the annotation of a GenBank genome assembly.
AUGCACAGCGUUCGCCAGUAUCCGAGCGUCUUCUGCGACGGGGCCGGCCACGCGUCCAUGAUGCUGAUCGGAGGCAUCCUCAUGACGCUGGUCGCCGGAUUUCUCGCCGCCUGCGCUUGGGCGGUGUGGCGCAUGCCAUACUGGACCCUCAAGCAGGCCAAGCGGCAUUACGUCGCCGCCUUCCGUUUCGUCAAGGAGGGCUAUCGACUGGAUUCCUGGUGGUACGGUGUGCCCGUGCUCCUCACGGGCCCUCUGCUGUCACUUCCUGGCCUGGUGGCCGCGGACGACCCUGCCUCACAGAUGGUGCUCACAACCUUGAUCCUCUUCGCACACUUGCUGCUGCUCUUACUGUGCUGGCCGUGGAAGGUCCCGGUGGUGAAUGUCAUUGAGACCGUUGCGGUCUCGGGCGCCCUCUUCUCAGCCAUCAGCGCCGGGUUCUUCCUUCCGCCUGGGUCUGGGACCUCCUUCUCAAGAGCCUUCGCCAUGCUCACCCGCACGGUGGUGGCGGGCGCCUUCUGCCUGGUUUCGGUGAUGUUCGUCUGCGGACUGAUCGAGUGCAAGUGUUACGGAAGGUCUCAGUGCAGGUUCGUGCCUCAAGUUCCACGUGUGCAGCAAGACUGCCUGUUGACAACCGGCAGCCGUUUUCUUCGCAGCAGGGAGCCAGGAACGAGCGAGGAGCCAUCCUAG